Arabidopsis thaliana (thale cress) is the source of this 1696-nucleotide messenger RNA. It is a transcript of the gene CDI, whose product is annotated as Nucleotide-diphospho-sugar transferases superfamily protein. The coding region runs from base 594 to 1373 and encodes 259 amino acids. The record is from RefSeq and is marked reviewed. Gene Ontology annotation, cellular component: cytosol. NCBI's taxonomy places the organism in Eukaryota, Viridiplantae, Streptophyta, Magnoliopsida, Brassicales, Brassicaceae. The transcript is spliced from 2 exons.
AAAGAGACAUCACUCUUCCCCUCCUUUCUCGCUCCAAAUCUCUCUUUCUCCUUUGUUCCACAUUUUAGUCCACAAAUCUCCAUUUCUGUCGGUGCUCCAAGCUUUUUCUCAAGAUCCAAGUUCUCAUCAUCUCCUCCAGGUACGCUCUGUUCUUCCUCAUUUCCUUCAGAUUCGUUCUCGAUUCCUCUGUGUCACUCCAAUCCAUGCCUCAAUUCCCGUUUCUAUCUUACUAGAUUCGCAGUUUCAUUGUUUCGCUUUAUCAGCGUAAUAUGAUUAUAUAGAUCUUUAGUUGUCCAUGUCUCUGAUUUAGUUUGAAUCCAUGGCUUCUUCAUUCAUCUGAAGAUUCUUCAAUUUCCGUUUCUGACUACUAGAUUUUCACUUGAUUCGCAUUUUGAUUUGGUUUUGAUUCAUCACGAUUCUUCAAUUUUGCUUAUCAUUAUGAGAUGAUAUAGAUCUUUCUCAUUUCUUCGAAAUUCGUUGUAGAUUUCUUUGUGUGUUACUUCAUUCAUCUGAAUAUGGCUUCAAUUUCCGAUUCUAGCUUCUAGAUUUGCACUUGAUUCACAUUUCGAUAAGAUUCGAAUUCUGCAACAACAAUGACAAUUAGCAACGGAGAUGUCAAAUCUGAAACCUGCAACAAUGGCUCUUCUGAGAAGAAACCAUUCAGGAUCUUCGUUGGUUACGAUCCACGAGAAGAUCUUGCCUACCAAGUUUGUCAUCAUUCAAUCACAAAAAGAUCUUCAAUCCCUGUAGAGAUCACACCAAUUAUUCAAUCAGAUCUUCGAAAGAAAGGUCUGUAUUGGAGAGAAAGAGGUCAGUUAGAGAGCACUGAGUUCUCUUUCUCUCGUUUCUUGACUCCUCACUUGUCAGAUUACCAAGGUUGGGCUAUGUUCGUCGACUGUGAUUUCCUCUACCUUGCUGAUAUCAAGGAACUCACUGAUUUGAUCGAUGAUAAAUAUGCGAUCAUGUGUGUUCAACAUGAUUAUACUCCUAAGGAGACUACUAAGAUGGAUGGUGCGGUUCAAACUGUGUACCCGAGGAAGAACUGGUCUUCAAUGGUGCUUUACAACUGUGGACACCCUAAGAACAAGACUUUGAGCCCUGAGAUUGUUAAUACUCAGACUGGUGCGUUUCUCCAUAGGUUCCAGUGGCUUGAGGAUGAAGAGAUUGGGUCUAUUCCUUUUGUGUGGAACUUUCUUGAAGGGCACAAUAGGGUUGUUGAGAAAGAUCCCACCACGCAGCCUAAAGCGGUGCAUUAUACUCGUGGAGGGCCUUGGUUUGAUGCUUGGAAGGAUUGCGAGUUUGCGGAUCUUUGGCUUAAUGAGAUGGAAGAGUACAACAAAGAGAACAAGAAGGAAGCUGAUAACGCAAAGUAGAAAGAAAGAAGUAAGAGGUAUGUUGUUACUUACCAACACGAGUAGUGAACUUCCUUUACAUAGUGUUGGCUUUGUAGAGCCAGGGAUCAUUAGUCUUGUGGAGGGCUAUGGAGUUUUUUUUAAUUUCAUUGAAUUCGUUAAAUCAUUCGCAAACACUAUUAGUACCUAUAUUGAGGUCAUAUGGUAUAAUAACCCUAUUCGUUUGUUUAUUUGUUGUGUUUUGUACCUUUGAUGGUAUUUUAUUUGUAUAAUUGAUAUGUGAAUUUAUGUAGCAUUUCUUUUUAAUUGAUCUAUAAUGAGCAGUAGCUCAACAUAUUUAAAAC